Molecule: messenger RNA, 1128 nt
Organism: Anopheles nili
Lineage: Eukaryota; Metazoa; Arthropoda; Insecta; Diptera; Culicidae
Product: protein yellow-like
Exons: 3
Coding region: 1-1128 (375 amino acids)
Cellular component (GO): extracellular region
Source: RefSeq, a predicted model, not a curated record
AUGAGGCUUUCGUUGGCCCUGGUGUGCCUUUCGGUGGUGGUUUUUGCAACCCACGAGGAGCACGAGUACUGCGAUAAGGUGUACCGAAUAAAUGGUAACUCGAUCGAUUUCCCGUGCGAUUCGACGAAAAACAUCUACAUCUCAACCCAGCGAUAUAUGCCAAAGAACGUGAUGCCGGUCCGGUUCCAGUACGAUGAUGUCCGGGCUAUACUGGCUCUGCCACGGCUGCGGACAGGUGUUCCGACCACGCUCGGUCAAUUUGAUCUCAGCAAACCGAACUGUUACGCGCACAUCAAGCCAUAUCCUUGCUGGGCUUACCAGGAGGAGGGAAACUGUAAUUCCCUGCAGUCGGUGAUCGAUCUUUAUGUCGAUGUUAAGCGAAUUCUGUGGGCUCUUGAUUGCGGUAUCACCAACUUCUUGGAGCAACCGAUCAAACGCUGUCCGCCGAAGCUAUACGCCUUUAAUCUGAGCAACGACAAGACAGUGAAAACGGUCGAUCUAUCCGAUAUCGUAAAGCCCAGCUCUCGGUUGCAAUAUCUCGUGACGGAUUAUAACGAAAAUGGCCAUCCGUUUGUUUACAUUUCCGACGGUGAUGGCGCCCUGAUUGUGGUUGAUGUUCAAGGCAACAAGAACUUCCGCGUGGUGCUUCCUCGCGCGAUCUCGGCGGGUUGUGGCGACUCGGACGUGCUCUACCUGCUGCUAGUACCGAAACCCAAGGGACAGAGUUUGGUCAUCUUUAGUUAUCUGUGCGGCCAGAAAGUGUACUCGAUCAAGUCGGAGCAUCUACGCAGCGGCAAAGGUUCUAGUGCGAUCGUUGAAAUGGGCACAAAACGCAAGCAUUCGGUCCUGCUAGGUACCGACGGGGGUAAGGGUGUAAUUCUGCGGUACCGCAGCGAGGCGGAACUGUACCUUUGGGAUACCGACCAGCCCUACAGGGAGUGCAACUUUGUGUUGGUUCAGAACGCUGACGAGUGCCGACUCUCGACGCAUGUCAGCGUGGGCAAGGACGAGCAUCUGUUGAGUUUGUCGUCGAAUUUGAGCGAUUUUUUGAACAACACUUGCGGUGUCGGUGGUGCAUCGACACGGCUUAAGUAUGUUUGCAAAGAGUGCGAUGACGAUUGUUACUAG